UGGCAGCGCGGAUCUGCUGCUGGGGCUGUUUCUGUGAGGAAGUACAGACCCUGCUGCUGCUGCUGCUGCUGCUGCUGUUAAAGGGAGAAUGGAGAGCGCGUCUCGAGGUCUUCAGAUCCGGACCGGGCGAGCACUGCUCUGCUGUUCCCGGGAUUAAAGUUUAGGACGCGGUGAAACUUGUUCUGCAUGGGGACGGGGGGGCGGUGCGGCUCCGUUUACCCUGAUCUGUGUGUAGUCUGAGGAGCAUCGGCGGAAAGCGGGACUACAGGACCGGAUUCAUGUGAGGAUAAAGGGGAACUCUGUAGAGAUUGUGGACAGGUGACUGUGGCCUGGUGAUCGGUUCUCUUUGAUCCAGUGGAGUGUGUGUCCAGGAGGACCAGAGAUGUACCAGGAGGUGGCCUUCCUUGCUGGCAACACUGAUCAUCAGUUCACCACCUUUCACUUCAACCCUUUAAAAAGCCCAGUGGAGACUGGCGCUAAGAAGGGCAUCUUCUACAAGCGUGCCAGACAACUGCCAUGGCCUUCAGAGUUUCAGGAGGAGAUUUGGUGUCAAACUGCCAUCGCGCACGAAACUCUCUCGAUUGACAGCAAUGCUAUUAUUAAUGUAGGUGGUAUUCGUUACAGCAUCCCGUGGUCGACGCUUGAGGAGUUCCCUCUGACACGUCUCGGGAAGCUGCGGAGCUGCAGCAGCGCGGAGGAAAUCAUGGAUUUGUGUGACGACUACGAUGCAUGCUGUAAUGAGUUUUUCUUUGACCGCAGCCCAAACGCCUUUCGUUGCAUUGUGACAUUUCUUGCAGCGGGGAAGCUGCGACUGCUGCGAGAGAUGUGUGCUCUGUCCUUUCAGGAGGAGUUGAUGUACUGGGGUGUGAAAGAGGCCAGCCUGGAAUGGUGCUGUCUAAAGAAGCUCCGGCUCAGGCAGGAAGACCAGCGUGAGCACUUGCAGCAGGAGGAGGAAGAAACUGAGCCGGUGUCACCUCAGCCCUGUGAAGAGGUGUCAGAGGGAAAGGACAAAGGCUAUCUUACGAGGUGCAUGAACAGUCUAAGAGACAUGGUGGAGAACCCACAUUCAGGCCUGCCAGGGAAGAUCUUCGCUAGCCUGUCAGUGGUGUUUGUUGCCAUCACAGCAGUCACUCUCUGUGUCAGUACCAUGCCGGACCUGAGGGAGGAGGAGGAAAGGGGUGAGUGCUCCCAGCGAUGCUACAAUAUCUUUGUUCUCGAGACUGUUUGUGUGGGAUGGUUCUCCUUAGAGUUUCUGCUGCGCUUCAUUCAGACCCAGAGGAAAUGCCUGUUCCUGAGCACUCCACUCAACAUCAUUGAUGUAGUAGCUAUUCUGCCCUACUACAUCACUCUUAUUGUGGACUCUCUCUCAGUGGGUGAUCAAUCCACUGUAUCCGGGAACAACUACUUGGAGAAAGUGGGCUUGGUGCUGCGGGUCCUGCGGGCGCUGCGUAUUUGCUACGUGAUGCGAUUAGCUCGCCACUCGGUGGGCCUGCAGACGCUGGGGCUGACCAUCCGCAGGUGCACGCGCGAGUUUGGCCUGCUGCUGCUUUUCUUGUGUGUUGCCAUGGCACUGUUCUCACCGCUGGUCUUUCUGGCCGAGAGUGAAAUGGGGGCCAAGCAGGAGUUCACCAGCAUCCCUGGCAGCUACUGGUGGGCUGUCAUUUCGAUGACAACGGUGGGCUAUGGCGACAUGGUACCCCGCAGUAUUCCAGGACAGGUGGUGGCACUGAGCAGCAUCCUUAGCGGAAUAUUACUCAUGGCGUUUCCAGUUACGUCCAUUUUCCACACCUUCUCCCGCUCGUACCUGGAGCUGAAGGAGCAACAAAACCAAACUACAAACCACAAAGCCCACUCGCAGGACAGCACCAAGUCCCAGAACAGUGAAGACUCGCAGGAAACGGACAGCUCGCUCCACGGGAUUGCUGAAAACAUGGCUGCCACCACCAGUGAGCAGCACUGCAGAUCCGCACCCAUGGUGAAAUAGGUUUAACAUAUGUGACAAUAAGAUAGAGUACUGAAUAAAAUGAAAAACAAACAAAAAAAAAACAACACCUGCUUACAAUGUCCGCACAAAUAUGUAUAUCAUUACAAUAAUUAAAAACAAGUAGCAAAAAAAAGCAAAUAUGAGGCAAAAAACUGUCACAUUUCAUUCAGUCCAUUUGAUUUCGUGCAUGAUGCGCAUGUAGAUUUUAAUGCUUUAAUACAACAGCCGUUUCCUCUCCAUAUUGCAGUAAUGCAGGGUUAAGGAUAACCUUUUACAGAAGUGUUGAUUUCUAGACUGUAUGUUGAAGAUUUUCUAUUGUCUGCAUUUUGUGUAACACCGUGUUUUCAAAUUCUAUUCAAUUGUUAUCUUGUCUGUGAAAUGCAGAAGCAUAACUGAAAUAUCCAUUCUGUUGUCAUUUUUACUGCACGUGUCAAAGGACAGUAUUACAACAAACAGUAUUACAAACAGUGUUUUAAUUCAUUUGUUUAAUGUUUAAACAAAGUUUAGUUCGUCUUUAGUCAAGUUUUCAGGUGUUUUAGAUUUAGAAUAGACACAGUACAACUAAUCUCACAAACAACAAUGAGUAUUUUUAACCAGUCUAAAGCACAACUCUUUAAGGAAAUACUGUUGAAAGUAGUAGCAGUGUUGCCCUCUGUUUGAUGACUGCUGUCUUAUUUUGUAUCCACCUUUACAACUGUAAAUGAUUUCACAUUUCACACAAAAUGUUAGUACAGUCCCCUCCAAACAUUUUGGAACAGUGAGGGCAAUUCUAUCAUUUCUGCUGUAGACAGAAAAUAUAUAUUUUUUUUUUAAAGAUUCUGACGGUUUCACGCUAUAUCAUGGUAUAUUUAUUUUAGCUUACUUAUUUACUUAUUUAUUUAUUUAUUUAUUCAUUCAUUGCAUAACUCUCCUUUUAUAUAGGUUUGUGAAUUACUGUACUUAGCUUCCUUUUUAAAUAUUUCCAUAAAGACUAUAAAUGGACCUAAAUUACUCAAUGUUUAAGUAUUUAAAAAAACCCAAAAACUCUUUUGCACAAGUUAGACACAAGUUUAAUAUCAAUUUACAAUGUUUUUUCUGAAGCCAUUAGAGGUAUUACAGUAUUAAAAUUAGCUACCAUUUACUUUUUUUCUCCAGUUUAACAAAUAAAUUAAAUUCAGUGUACAUUAAUAUUAUCCAUCAAGCUACAGUAUUAGUAUAUUUAAAAGGGCUAUAGGUACUUCCUAAUAUUCAGAGUUUUAGGGAGUUUUAUCUCUUGUGAUGACUAAAUGACUUCGCACUCAGGACUGAAUCCGGGCUCAUCUGGGGGGCACGAGAGGAACGUUUCUCCGGGCUGUGGAUCAAUUGUGUCACACGACGCUUUGCAGUGCCUCUAGUGGUGUGGUGGUAUGAGAGAAAUAUUUACCGGUUCUAAAUUCCACUCUGGUAUACCGUUUGGCAUCAUGAGCAAAUCCUCUUUUGUCUCCAAAUGUUAGCCUUUCCACCACAUUAGUAAAGGUUAAUCUACGUCUUUUCAAUCCAUAGAGAGUCCAUAGGCUUGUCUCUGUACUUCUUGGCAAAUUCCAGCCUGGCCUUCCUCAUCUUCUUUGAAUAUAAAUGCACAGUCUGCACAGGCAAAACGCAAAUCUGAAACUAAAUAUUGACAUUCAACAAUAAUUAUUGUUUGAAUAACCAAAAUACCAGGACACACCAAGGCAACAAAACCCACCUGAUAGUCACCUGAUAGUUCCAAUACAUUUGCUCACAAGACAAAUGGGUGGUGUUACACCUCAGCCCAUGUUUGUCAUGUUUCUUCUUUUAAUUGUAAUUUCUGUUCCUGUCUUUAAGUCUUGCUUGUCUUUCCUAGUCUACUUGAUUUCCACACCAUGUGCUCUGUAGCACAUGGUCUGCUGUUUCUCUCUUCUCGCUCUGUCAUUAGUGUUCCCACCUGUCUCAUUUGUAACCCAGCCUCCUCAAUAUCUCCCCCAGGUGUUUCUUGUCUGUGUCUGUAUGUAUAUAUACCCUAUGUUUGCCUUUGUUCUCUGUCAUACUUCGUUUGUUCCCUCAUAUUUCUGGUAUCUUGUAUGUUUUUUCAUAUAAAUUAUGCUCUAGGGAAAAAAAAGAGAUCACUUAAAAAUUAUGAGUUUCUUAGAUUUUACCAAAUUAAAAACCUCUGGAAUAUAAUCAAGAGGAAGAUGGAUGAUCACAAGCCAUCAAACCAAACUGAACUGCUUGGAUUUUUGUACCAGGAGUAAAGGCAUAAAGUUCUCCAAAAGCAGUGUGUAAGACUGGUGGAGGAGAACAUGCCAAGAUGCAUGAACACUGAUUAAAAAUCAGGGUUAUUCCACCAAAUAUUGAUUUCUGAACUCUUAAAACUUUAUGAAUAUGAACUUGUUUUCUGAAAGCUCUGCAUUGUUUUUGUUGUUUCGGCCAUUUCUUAUUUUCUGCAAAUGCUCUAAAUGACUAUUUUUAAUUGGAAUUUGGGAGAAAUGUUGUCCGUAGUUUACAGAAUAAAUGUUAAUUUUACUCAAAUAAAUACCUAUUAAUAGCACAAUCAAAGAAACUGAUUUAGAAACUCUCUUGUGGUCUCUUAAUUUUUAUUUCAGAGCUGUAUAUACAUUUUUGUUAGUAGAUGGUUUUGUCUAUCUAGUCUUUUUUUUUACGUUGUUUGUUUUCAUUAUGGCUGCAAAUAAAACCUACUUGCAUUUGCAACCAACUGUGGAUCGUUGCAGCUGGGAUCAGACAAUCAGACAACAAGAUCUGGAAUGUGUAUCAGAUCCAGAUGUAAAUACAUGAAAAUAAAAGCUGAAAUGUUGAUCUUUUGUCUUAAUGUUUUCAAUUUACAGCAGAAAUAAUGGGAUUGGCCUCACUGUUCUAAUACUUUUGGAGGAGACUGUACAUACAUAUAUAUAAAUGUCUGGUUAAUUUGCUUCUAAAUGUGAUUUUUUUUAUAUCUUACAGACACUGGAGUAUGAUGAUGAUGAUUAUUAUUAUUAUUAUUAUUAUUAUCAGUGAGAAAAUGUUUACAAAUGGUCACACUGCCACACAGCACAUACAGGAUAGUAGUAGCCUUCAGGAUAUUCUGGGAUAAAAUCGAAUGGAUGGAGAAACAGAAUAUUAGAAGUGAAAAAGAAUGGAAUAUGUUUACUAUUUAUUUUGCCUACGUAUUGUUUCAUUGUUCAAGUUUUUUCUUUUACUUAAAUAAAGCCAAAUAAAUAGCUUCUUACCACACAA
Astyanax mexicanus (Mexican tetra) is the source of this 5194-nucleotide messenger RNA. RefSeq names its product potassium voltage-gated channel, subfamily G, member 2 (gene kcng2). NCBI's taxonomy places the organism in Eukaryota, Metazoa, Chordata, Actinopteri, Characiformes, Acestrorhamphidae. The record is from RefSeq and is a predicted model, not a curated record. The transcript is spliced from 3 exons. The coding region runs from base 383 to 1984 and encodes 533 amino acids. Gene Ontology annotation, molecular function: voltage-gated potassium channel activity. Gene Ontology annotation, cellular component: membrane; voltage-gated potassium channel complex. Gene Ontology annotation, biological process: protein homooligomerization; potassium ion transmembrane transport.